AGUUGUCGUAGCGAGUUAUGUUUUGUGGUUGUCAUAUCUUAUUUUGAUAUCCAUGGUACGUGAAAAAAAACAUCCGUAUAAUUUUCCUUAAUUAGGAGCAUAGUUAUCCUACAAUUUAAAGAAAAUAGAUGUGAUCCCAAAAUAUUCAACAUAUGUUCUAUAUAGAACGUAGCAAGUGAGUAAUCUUUCUGGAGAAUUCCAAAUUUGGGGGAGUAUUCUUAAAAUGACCUCCCACAUACACAUUUUCCUUUAAGCACUACUUUCAUGCAAAACUGCGCUGUGAUUCAUUGGAAACUGUUCAGCAUUUUACGCCUAAAGCAAUUGUAUAACAAAUCUCACAGUUAAGCUGCAACAAUGAAGAAUGGGCCCAUAGAGAAUAAAGAAGUGAAUGUUUUCAAUUUGGUGUUGAGCUUGAGGCAGGAAAAACUGCUGGUCAGGAAUGAAAGAACCAUCAUCCAGGAGCUAAACGAUGCAGUAAGGAAUAAAACAGCGUUGAUCAUACGAUCAGCAUGGCUCACUAAUAAACAGAAGUUGCUACUUUAUCAAAGAGACAUAUCGACACAAAAUUAUCAAAAAGUAGACCAUCUGCUUAACUCCCAGUUUAUAGAUGCCAAACAAGUGAUUGGAUUCCCAAAUGCUGUCAAGCUAGGCAAUUUUUUGCAACUGUUAAGGUCCAGACCAGUACAGUUGGCAAAAUGGCUCAUUCAUGGAGAACAGCUCUCAGAAGAUCCUCACAGAUAUUCAGCUGCCUUGGAGACCAUAGUUAUAAGCCUUUAUGGCAGCCUUCUCUUCCCAGAAGAUGUGAAACACAUGUUGGCUCUGCUGUAUGAACUUGCAAAAUUGCAGUUGGUCAACUGUGAAGAUCCAAUACGAGUGCUGAAGCAGAGGGUUUGUUCAUUCAAGCAGCUAUAUUUCUUAUUCCAUGAAAUACUGCAGCCAGCAAAAUACUUUUUAAGUGCCACUUUGGAAAUACCAAUAAUUCAAAUGAUGUCUUGCAAUGACUUCUAUUUGGAUAUUGAUCCAGAUAAGAGCUUGAUGAGGUAUAACUCGAAUGAAAACGAAAUACAAAGUGUAUUUCAAACUGCUGAAGAAUUUCGAAUGGAAGUAGCAAAUAGGCUCAUACAUUUCGCGAAUAUCUUCAUGAACAAUUUGUUGGAAAAUGUUUACAGUUUUCCGAAACCCUUGUCCUGGAUUGUUAGUCGUGUUUCAAAAAUCGUAGAAAAAUCAUUCAAUUCCAAGCAGGCGAAUGCUGUUACCACAGAACUAAUCUUUAAUGAGUACGUCUGUCCAAUGAUUAUCGAUCCUGAACUGUACGGAAUCUGCACCUCUCAGGUCACAGAAAUAGCAAGACAUAACCUUAUUCAAGUUGGUCAGAUUUUACGAAGUUUGGCGUUGAGCAAGUUUGAACCACUGGAUCCAAAAUUUUCGGAUGUUUUUGGUGAGCUGAACAAGAACAAAAUGUUAGACUUCAUGCAGCUGCUUUUUUUCGAUUUGGAUAAAGAGGAACCGCCCGUCGAUUCAUUUCCGGUGAUCAUGCGUCACAUGAUGAUGUUCGCUGAACAAGAGCUUACUAAUUUUGUCUCAUUAUUGCAAAAGAUUCACGCCACAGAAAGUCAGAACGACAAUUUUAUGAAGGAUCCGGAAAUUGAAGAGCAGCUAGCUACACUUUCUUUGUCUUCAAGGGACAACUCGCCUAAAUCUAAUCACAACCAUAAUAAUGUAAACGGCGAUGAUGUUCCUCUGAAGAUAUCGACUUUGUUUUCCUUAGGGCAUAGGAACAAUUUAACGAGAUCAAUAUCAACUGAUUUGAAAGCAAGUACAUCUACCAAUGACGUAAAACCUACCAAUUCUAACAUGGUACUGAUCUUCCCCAUUGAUCAAAUUCAGUUGGAUCCUAUUGGUAUGUUACCAGAAGAAAAAGUUGUUGAUCUAACUGUUCCAUUGAAGAAUGGAGAUAUUUUUGAGGCAUCGUCACCAAAGGAGACACCUCCGCUGCCUUCCACUCCAUCCCGUCCCCCGCGACCACCGGAAGAAGACCGAGGCAAGUCCUUGUGCUUCGCCGAAGAGGGUUCCACCGGCAACACCUCGGACAUCUUGGAAGCAACAUCCGAAGCAGCCAGCAACCAUUCGGCGGACAGCAGCAUCGAGCUGGAGAAUGACAACCUGUCGGACAUGGUAUCCGCCAACGUGUCGGGCAGAGGGACGCCCAACAUAUCCGGUAGGGAUACUCCUAGCUCGCAGGUGUGCGAGAACGAGGAUAGGGCGAACGUUGAGGCUAGGCAAGAGAACGUAGUUCAGCCACAACCAAGCAACAUAACCCGUCAAAUUCGAUCCGAAAUCGACGACAAAUUUUGCAAAUUCGAAAUCAAAAAGUUGCUGGAAGGUGACGAGACCAUCUCCAUUAUUUCGGAAACUUGGAGUACAGACGUUUUGGCUUCUGAUAAUGAGACGAUUGACGCUGGCGAUAGCAGACAUGAGAGACAGAGUCUCCAGCUAAUCGACGAGGUUGUACAGGAGGCUCCUGCUCCAGUAGAUCUUUUAGAAACACAAAGUGAAAGUGCUUGGUCUACAGAUGUGAUGGCUUCUGAUACAGAGCGUUCUACAACAGAAGUUGAUAACGAUGACGUAGCCAGUGUUGCGCAGUCAGAUGACACGAACAGUGUUGCCAGAUCUGAUGAUAGAUCUGAAACUGAUGGAGACUUUGGUAUUAUGAGAAGGCUUUCUACUCCCUCAAACUACUAUAACGCCCAAGCCACUAACAACUUUGUGGCUAGCACUCAAGGGCAGACUAACAAUAACUAUAGUGCAAACAAUCUGUCGAGUCCAUAUUUUGUUAACCUGGCUACUCAUGCUGCAAAUAACAAAAAGUACGGCGGGUCCAGUCUUCAAGAGUAUAAAGUUGAUGCAAGAGUGAACGGUAAGGUAUACCAAAUGGAGCAGCCUUUAAACAACAACAUCAUCGACAACUCGCUAGCCGAGUCGGACGAAACGAAAACCACCAGCUCCAACAAAUCUUCGUCAGCCACGACCGUCAAUACUCAAAUUCAAAAGUCCCCUAUAAGAACCGUUGAUGAUGUCGCUGCCGGUCCCAGCGGGCUCGCCAAGAGGUCGACCAGUCUUGUGGAGGGAGACGCGGAAUACCUGAAGCAGAAUCACAUCAAGGAUCGACAGAACGAGAUACUUUUAAGCAACUGCAGUCUGAAUUCCAGCUCUAGCGGGUCCAGCAGCCACAGCCUGGAGGUCAAAGUGUUGAAGAAUGAGAAUUCAGAAAGAUGGGAGAGCAAGCAAUGGCUGAACAGCUCCGGCAGCAGUCUGAACGUGACAUUGACACCGUCCGAGAGCGCCAGUGAGCUGUCAAUUUUGAGCAGUAACGAUCGAACGAAGGCUCAAAGGCCUCCUCUGCAACCAACGGCAAAGAAAGCAGCAGUUGCUGGUACUUGUUUGAAGCCGUCUGCUUCCACAGGAGCCAUACCCAAGAGCAUCAGCUUCGACAUGAGUGCUGACAAAGGUUUGGAUGAAGAUGGAAGCCGUUCAAAAAGAGGUGGCUUUUUUGGAAAGUUACGUAUGGGUUUCAGAAAUAAACGAGGAAAGUCUUUCAGAAACCAAGAUGAUUACAGAUUAGAUGGGCUGGACGAAUGUGGGACAAACAAAAGAAGAUCUGAAUCUCCCGUCAAAAAUGAUAAUGAAGUGUCAUCUGAAGACAUUUUAGCUAAGUAUAGAUCUAAAUCGUUCGCAGAGAAUUCAUCUGUAAAAGAAAACUGUGAUUCAAGGAAACAAUCUGCGAAGAGUCAGAAUGUAGAUAUUAGCGGUAGCGAAGAACAAAAUAGCUUUAAUGACAUAAAGAAUAAGUUACGAUUAGUUUUAAGUAAUACGUCGGAAAUUCCACAUUAUGUUAAGAAUGAUCCUAUUAGCAUUAAGAACAAAAUCGAGACGAUGCUACGUCUUGAACUGGGCAAGGCUCGACGCCUCCGCCAGUGGUCUAACGUUGCGCGCAUCCAGGAGGCGAUCAGAUGCGUCAACCUUUUGAACGACAGUAGUUGCCUUAAGUUGAUCAACUCCAUGAACGAGGACAUGGCGCUCCGAUCAGCCUAUUUGCGCUAUCUGGUUGCUUCUAAACAGCAGCUUUUCAUUUGCAAUAACUAUCUUGAUAGCUUGAGAGACCAGAUAGCCCAUGACAAAAACCAAUGCGAUGAGUAUUUAGCUGCUUUAUGUGUAAGAGAAUUUUUAUCCCAGCAAGAAGUUGCUGUUUUAGAGUUUUGUCGAGAAUUUAAACAGUUGAAUUUAGCAGAUGAAAAGUGUGAUUUCCUAGAGAAUUUCUAUGAUAAGCUUUACCUAAUUAUGAAUGGAAGUCCUUUCUGGAAUGAUGUAUUCACCAAGAGAGAGAACAUAAUCAAACUGACAUUGGAACGGUUUAUUAUGAGCAAAACAUACAAAAACUCAAUAUAUCCAAACGGAGAUGGGGAUAAAGAUAGAGAUAGGGUCCUCCACCAGCACAUUGACAAACUCUCCCGCACAGUAACCCCGGAACACAAGGAUCUGCUGAUAGACCGCGUGUAUUUACGCGAGGCCCCAUGGCUACCCGCUCAGGACGCACUCAGAGCCUUAUCUGCCUGUCGCACGCCUAGGGACAAGGUGAAGUGUGUCGCACACUGCGCCAAAUGCAUCAUGGACCUGUUGGGGCUGUCGCAGGCAAACGGCGUAGCGGCCACCGCUGACGAUUUCACGCCAGUUCUGGUCUACGUCAUCAUCAAGGUGAAUCCCGAUGACCUAUUGUCCACGAUCCAAUACGUAAACAGCUUUUUCCAAAGCCAACUCUCAGGGGAGGAGCUUUAUUGGUGGACACAGUUUUGUGCUGCGGUAGAAUACAUCAAAACCAUGGACUAUUCCGACUGACAUUGGCCGAUCCCUUACCCCUUAUAAUAUUAUUUAAUUUGUACCUACUAUAAAGUGUAUUUAUGUAUUUUUAUUAACUUGUUAGUUUAUGCAGAAUUUAUAUUUUAAAUAAAAAUGUUAUUUUCUUCAGAUGGCCUAGA
Messenger RNA from Acanthoscelides obtectus, 5033 nucleotides. The record is from the annotation of a GenBank genome assembly. NCBI's taxonomy places the organism in Eukaryota, Metazoa, Arthropoda, Insecta, Coleoptera, Chrysomelidae.